AAUGCGGCCAUGGCUCUUUUCUACGUCAAUGGUACCUACCAGCCCUCUCUCGGCCACCUGCAUUCAUCCUCUAGCGCGAGUCCACAGCACGUCAGAAGCUUAUAGGCCCUGCUUCGCUCAUGUUCAACAACAACACUCCUUCCGGGCUCUCACACCGGGCAUCGUCAGAGCUAUUAGGAGAUCUUGACAACACCAGUACAAGCGGCAGCUACCCAUUGCGAUCAUUCGCAGACUACUCACGACCCAACAUGGCUCAACCAGGCGAGCAAGUGCCUGAUCAGAAACACCCACUGCAACCACAGAGUCCAGGCGCAGAGGAUGUCACUUCAGAAGAUGAUGCGAAGGGAUUCAGAGGCCCAGCUACCUUUGGUAGCAUUCGAGGCGGAGAUCGACCUCGUACGGCAGGACGAGAUCGUUCUCACAGCAACACCUCCAAAUGGGAGCAGACUCAGCCGCCUCGACUAGAAUUCGACUUCAAUGAAGAAGAAACCGCUAGUCAAGCCCCGCAACGACGACCUUCAAGACAGCAGAUCAUGCGAUAUGGUCCCCCGGAAGAGUAUGGAUACAACGACCGUCCAUACUGGCCACGUCCUCCGUACGACUACGGAACACCGGUUCGUCCGCCUCCAUCAGCUAUGGGCGGCGACUAUUGGGGCGAAGACCCGUCAUACUACAAUCGACCAUACCCACGACGAAUGAGCUCCGUUCGAGAGUCUGACGAGUGGCGAUCAGCGGCUGGCGGUGGAAGGGGGCCGCCUGGCCCACCAAGGCGACGAUACACACCGUACGACGACGACCCAUCAGAAUGGAAUGAUGACGAUGAGAGACCGCUUCGUCACCGACAUCACAGAAGGGCAGGAGGGCAACCGCCGUCCUCCAAGAGUCCUCCACCGGAGGUCAUCAUGCGCCUACCAUUUACUGAAUGGAUGAACCGAUCAGCCAAAGCUCAUUUUGUAGCCGCACUAGGCGAGUUCAUGGGAACCACCAUGUUCUUGUUCUUCGCAUUCGCCGGAACGCAAGUCGCAAACAUUGGUGCAGGCGACAACGAGAACCAGACGACAACCAACGCCUCCACUGGAUUCAGUCCUAUCGUGCUGAUGUACAUCUCGCUCUCUUUCGGCUUCAGUUUGAUGGUGAACGUCUGGAUCUUCUUCCGUAUCUCGGGUGGAUUGUUCAACCCCGCCGUGACCCUCGCCAUGAUGAUUGUCAAGGGAGUUGGCAUAGUAAGAGGCGUUCUACUCAUCGCUUCCCAAAUCCUUGGCGCCAUCUUCGGGUCGUACAUUGUGUCAGUUCUGUUCCCGACCACGUUCAACGUGCGGACGACUUUGUCAGACGGCACAUCCGUCGCUCGUGGUGUCUUUAUCGAAGCGCUACUAACUGCAGAACUGGUCUUUACAAUCUACAUGUUGGCCAACGAAAAGCACAAAGCUACAUUCAUGGCGCCCGUUGGUAUCGGUCUUGCACUAUUCGUGGCAGAACUGAUUGGCGUUUACUACACUGGUGGCAGUCUGAACCCAGCCCGAUCUUUCGGUCCAUGCGUCGUCUCCGGAGUCUGGGACCCAGAGCACUGGAUUUACUGGGUCGGUCCAGCUGCAGGAGCUCUCUUAGCAUGGGCAUUCUAUCGCCUGAUCAAGAUGCUCGAAUACGAAAUGGCCAACCCGGGACAAGAAUCUGCCAGCAAAGAAGAGGCGGCAGAGGAGGCAGAAGAGAUGACGCCGAAGAAGGAAGUUGUAUAGUUCAAGGAUGUUGGCAUUAUUAACGGGCGUUGAGCAUGAGCAUCGAGCACGAAAGCUGAACUCCCACGAGUCUAUCAAAACUAAUGACCAAUGACCGACUGUAGUACAUAGUAGAUACCUUUUGCAUGCAGCGG
Cercospora beticola is the source of this 1870-nucleotide messenger RNA. RefSeq lists its product as uncharacterized. Gene Ontology annotation, cellular component: plasma membrane. Gene Ontology annotation, molecular function: water channel activity. The record is from RefSeq and is a predicted model, not a curated record. NCBI's taxonomy places the organism in Eukaryota, Fungi, Ascomycota, Dothideomycetes, Mycosphaerellales, Mycosphaerellaceae. Gene Ontology annotation, biological process: water transport; transmembrane transport.